AGUCGUGUGUCGGAGGCUCUAGGUAUACAAUGGGCACCGAGGGAUGUCCCCAUGAUCAGGCGUCUCCAAACCCUGGCAGCUGCAGCUUGGAUUAGCCUAAUUCUGUUCGGGGAGGCUAUCUCUAUCUACCUCUUGUACCGACUCGUGUACUCCAGGUUGUGGUGGGUAGCGUUCCUCUACCUCGUGUGGAUGAUCAAUGAUAUUGAUACUUGCAACAAAGGAGGUCGGAGGUGGGAAUGGGUGAGAAACUGGGCAUGGUGGCGCUACUACUGCGAAUAUUUCCCUAUGAAUCUAAUCAAAACGACAGAAUUGGACCCCUCGAAGAACUACCUCUUCGCUUGCUUCCCCCACGGAGUCGUGUCAACGGGAAUUUUAGGAUUAUUUAACACUAACGCUUUAAACUUCUACAAAGUGUUUCCUGGCAUGACACCACAUUUCAUAACACUCAGAGGACAUUUCUUAGUGCCGUUCUUUAGAGAUCUAAUUAUGGCUAUGGGAUCCUGCUCUUCAUCAGUGGAAAGUCUUCUUUAUUUAUUGAACAAGAAGAAGCAUCAGGGUAAAUGCGUGGCUCUGGUUGUUGGCGGUGCAGCGGAGGCACUCGAUGCUCACCCUGGCGAGUACAAAGUAAUUCUUAGCAGAAGAAAAGGGUUUAUACGAGUUGCCAUCCAAUCCGGAGCUCCAUUGGUACCGGUGUUAACAUUUGGAGAGCCGGAUGUGUUCAGGCCAAUGAACAACCCUGAGAAUGGGUUCCUGAGGAAAUUCCAGGACAAGUUCCGUCAGCUCACAGGCAUAUCCCCCGUCGUGCCAGUUGGCCGGGGAUUUAUGCAGUACUCUUUUGGCAUUAUCCCAUUGCGCACUCCACUUACUAUUGUUGUUGGCAAACCAAUGGAGGUAAAAAGAAUUAUAGAGCCCACAAAUGAAGAAGUAGAUGCAGUGCAUGCGGAAUUCACACAAACACUCAUCAAAUUCUUCAAUGAAGAAAAAUCCAAAUAUUUGAAGAACCAUCAGGACGUUCAACUUACUAUAAUAUAAAGAAUUAUAUGUUACAGAAGAAUCUUAAAAAAGCAGUGACAAUUAAUUAAUGUUAUUCUAUAAUCUGGAACUUGUACAAGAAAUUGUAAUAAUUAGUUGUAUUUAUAUGAAUAACAAAUUUACGUAUGUACAUUUCUGUUUCUGUAUAUAAGGAGCUAUCUAAAAGUGUGACGUAAUGUCACACCAAUUUCAGCUUGUCACAGAUUAAUACAAUGUCACACUUUGUCAAUAAGAUGUGACCUAUAUAUUUCUAUCUACAUAGAAAUAGUUUUAAUUACGUAAACAUAUUUUCAAACUAAGUUUGUUUCUUUAACUUAUUUAAUUGUGUAAUUCAUACAGUUCCAAUUCUAAUCUUUCGGCGACAGACCAAAAACAGUUUUUCGAUUAUGUAUGGACCAUUCUACAGCCGUAAUUGUGAUUAUUGCUUUACUUAUAACGGCAACUCUCAAAUAG
This is a messenger RNA of Achroia grisella, 1485 nucleotides long. RefSeq names its product 2-acylglycerol O-acyltransferase 2-A-like. The record is from RefSeq and is a predicted model, not a curated record. The annotation marks the transcript as partial. Lineage: Eukaryota; Metazoa; Arthropoda; Insecta; Lepidoptera; Pyralidae. The transcript is spliced from 4 exons. Gene Ontology annotation, cellular component: endoplasmic reticulum membrane. Gene Ontology annotation, molecular function: diacylglycerol O-acyltransferase activity. Gene Ontology annotation, biological process: triglyceride biosynthetic process.